GGGGCGACCCGGGGACAGUGAUUGUUGGUUUCGCUUUCCCGGCCGCUGCGACACGGGGCGGGCGAGUGAAGAUCCCCGACCCCGUAUCAAGAUGACAAGCUGCGGCCUCCUGAACAGUUCCAACAAGCCGGUGCCCCUGCGCAGCGGCUCGGUGACGGUGCUGAUCCGAGGCUUCGUGGCUGACGUGGGCUGUGAGCUGCUCUACAGGAACGAUGAGCCAGGGCCCGUGGAGGCCGUGUUCGUGUUCCCCGUGGAUGCCGAGGCGGCCGUCUACGCCUUCCAAGCCCGCCUGGGGGGCGCCUGCAUUGAGGCCCAGCUCCGCGAGAAGAAACAGGCGCAGGAGCUGUACGGGGACGCGCUGGCCGGGGGCCAGAGCUCGUUUCUUCUGCAGCAGGAGGGGGCCGCGGGCGACAUUUUCAGCUGCUCCCUGGGGAACCUGCCCCCCGGGGAGGAGGCGGCGCUGACCCUGCGCUACGUCUGCGAGCUGUCGCUGGAGCCCGAUGGGGCCGCCCGCUACGUGCUGCCAGCCGUGCUGUGUCCCCGCUACACGCCCGAUGGGUGGGAUGGGGAGGAUGUCACCCAGGGCGUCCCACGAGUCCCCCAGGGGAAGCUGCCCUACACCCUGAGCCUGAGUGCCACGCUGCAGUCGCCCCACGGCAUCGACCGUGUGCUCUCCAACUGCUCCCUCUCCCCCCUGAGCUACACAUCCGGGAACCGAACCACCGCCCAGGUGUCACUGGCCGAGGCCCCACCAUGGGACCGAGACGUGGAGCUGCUGGUGUAUUACGCGGAGCCGCACAAACCCAGCGCAGUGCUGGAGAUCGGGUUGCCCGGAGCAGAGCCAGGCUCCCUGAUGGGCGACCCGGCCUUGAUGGUGACCCUGCUGCCCAGCCUGCCCGAGGCGGUGCCGGGCCAGAGCCCAGCUGGGGAGUUCAUCUUCCUGCUGGACCGCUCCGGCAGCAUGGAGUGCCCCAUGGACGGCCGAGACUACUCCCCCCAGCGCAUCGACAGCGCCAAGGAGACCCUGGUCCUGCUGUUGAAGAGUUUGCCCCUGGGUUGUUAUUUCAACAUCUACGGCUUUGGGUCUCAGUUCGAGUCCUUCUACCCGCAGAGUGUGGGAUACACCCAGCAGACCAUGGCCGAGUCCCUGCAGCGCGUCCAGCAGCUCCAGGCUGAUCUGGGGGGCACCGAGAUCUUGGCACCGCUACGAGCCAUUUACCGCAGCCCCUGCCGGGACGGGCACCCACGCCAGCUGUUCGUGUUCACGGACGGGGAGGUAGUGAACACCCAGGAGGUUAUCACCGAGGUGCAGCAUCACCGGGGGACGCACAGGUGCUUCUCCUUCGGCAUUGGGGAAGGGGCCUCCACGGCUCUGGUCAAAGGCAUCGCCCGGGCAGCAGGGGGCAGCGCCGAGUUCAUCACGGGCCAGGACCGUAUGCAGCCCAAGGACCCUGGUGUCCUGGCCCCACCCUGGGUGUGCUGGUCUCUCCCCCAGGCGCUGCAGUCUCUGAAGCAGGCCCUGCAGCCGGCCGUGACCCAGAUCUCGCUGAGCUGGGAUCUGCCCCCUGGGAUGGAGGCGGAGCUGCUGGGCCGGGGCCCUGAGGUGAUCUUCCCUGGGCAGCGGUGCCUCAUCUACGCCCGGCUCCGCGGACAGCCCCAGGUCUCUGCACUAGCCUGGCUGCAUUGAUCUCAGGGCAGGUCUACACUACAAAUUUACACUGGCGGAGCUGCGACACUGUAGCAUGUCUGGUGAAGAUGCUCUAAGCCAACGGGAGAAGCUCUCCCACCAACACGGCGCUGUCUACACGGGGGGCUACGGUCAGUGUAACUACGUCGCUCAGGGCGCUGGAGCUCAGGGGUGUGGAUUUUUCACACCUCUGAGUGACAUAGGUAUACUGCAGUAUGUAGCGUAGACACGACCUCCGUGGGGAUCGAUAACUGUGUCCCCUACCAGUGACCACUGGGCUGGAGGUUUCUGUGCUACCCCAGCCCCACUGAUCUCAAAGGGGGUCGCUAACUCCUGAUCCUAAUGAUGGCUGUUGGCUGACUAGGCAACCCCCAACUGCUGUGAAUCAAGCGUAUUUUCCCCCUUUGUUCUGUAACCUGGGUCUGGGAGGGUCCCCAGGCCUCUUCUCCCCCCUCGCACUCCACCUCUGACCCCUUUUCU
Chelonia mydas (Green sea turtle) is the source of this 2167-nucleotide messenger RNA. RefSeq names its product von Willebrand factor A domain-containing protein 5A. The transcript is spliced from 13 exons. The record is from RefSeq and is a predicted model, not a curated record. Bases 92 to 1687 code for a protein of 531 amino acids. Lineage: Eukaryota; Metazoa; Chordata; Testudines; Cheloniidae.